CUGCCAUUAAGGUGGAGUGUAGGACUACAGAUCCCGAAAGGCCACGCGUGCAGCGCCUGCGUGUCCGCACCUGCUAGAGGGAGGGCUAAGUCGUCCCGGGAGCCUCGCAAGUCAGCAGAGGAGCCUUUGGCUGCAGCCGGUGACAUGGACAACGCAGGGAAGGAGCGAGAAGCUGUCCAGCUUAUGGCGGAGGCCGAGAAGCGAGUGAAAGCCUCCCACUCCUUCCUCCGAGGGUUGUUCGGAGGAAACACAAGAAUAGAAGAGGCAUGUGAAAUGUAUACCAGAGCUGCAAAUAUGUUCAAGAUGGCCAAGAACUGGAGUGCUGCAGGAAAUGCAUUUUGUCAAGCCGCCAAGCUCCACAUGCAGCUUCAGAGCAAGCAUGACUCUGCUACCAGCUUUGUGGAUGCUGGAAAUGCUUACAAGAAAGCAGACCCUCAAGAGGCUAUCAACUGCUUAAACGCAGCCAUCGACAUUUACACUGACAUGGGAAGGUUCACAAUCGCAGCCAAGCACCACAUCACCAUUGCUGAGAUCUAUGAGACUGAGCUUGUGGACAUUGAGAAGGCUAUUGCACAUUAUGAACAAUCUGCUGAUUAUUACAAAGGAGAAGAAUCUAACAGCUCUGCUAACAAGUGCCUGCUGAAGGUGGCAGCCUAUGCCGCACAGCUGGAGCAGUAUCAGAAAGCCAUCGAGAUCUACGAGCAGGUGGGAGCAAACACUAUGGAUAACCCCUUGUUGAAGUACAGUGCGAAGGAUUACUUCUUCAAGGCAGCACUCUGUCACUUUAUAGUGGAUGAGCUGAAUGCAAAGCUUGCUCUUGAGAAAUAUGAGGAAAUGUUUCCAGCAUUUACUGACUCCAGAGAAUGUAAAUUAUUGAAAAAACUUCUAGAAGCUCAUGAAGAACAGAACAGUGAAGCUUACACUGAAGCAGUGAAGGAGUUUGACUCAAUAUCACGUUUGGAUCAGUGGCUGACCACCAUGCUGCUUCGUAUCAAGAAGUCCAUCCAAGGGGAUGGAGAAGGAGAUGGAGACCUCAAGUGAAGCGCUGACAUCUUUGUGGCAUGCAGCUCAUUCCUUUUUAGUUUGUCUUUGGGCAGAGCUGUCUUUCUGAGAUGCCCAUUUACUGACUUACUUUUGUUGUAAAUAAGCCAGGCACACAGUUUAUGUAUUGUUUUAGCUCACCAUGUCUGUGUAAUGUGAGAAUCGGAGGCUUCUAUUCAGUUUGUGGUCAUGACAACCAAAGUACAUCAUGCUUAUCCGAGUCCUCAUAGUUUCCUGAGAAGUACUGCCAAAUCUUUUUCCUGUUCAUUUGAUAUUUUCAGGGCCCAUGGUUAAUGUUGCCACACGUUUUGUGGUUUUUUUUUUUUUUUUUUUUUUUUUCCUUGAACUCUGGUCCUCAACCUAGUUUUACAGAUGCUUUGCAAAGCCCCUGUGCAUUGGUAUCCGGAUGCAACCUUUAUACAAAUGGCUUAGUUUAGGGCAGUUAUUAGGAAUAAGUUUGUAAUUCAGUAGAAACUGUUUGGCUUUCUGUUACAGGUGUUAGUGAUGGUUUUUGUUUUGCUCCACUUGCUCACAUGUGCAUGACAAACACUGAGAACAGCUAGGCUCUGUUGACACCACUGCAUCAGCAGGGGAAGGAACUUGUUGGCUGGUCCUGAGGUCCUAUUUGUUAUGUGGAUGGAUGUCAAGGUAGAUUUCAUUGUUUUUGUUUUUACUCACACACACAUAACUCACACAAAACCUAUGAGAUGGAAUUUUCUCUUUCUCAGUUUCAACUUUUAGUUGGAAUGGAAAUCCCUUCAUAUUUGCCUUGAACCAUCUUUAGCUGGCAUCUCCUUUAUUCACACAUUCAUACACUCCUCACAUUGUCUUCUGGGCCACAGUCAUGCCAAGCUUGAGCAGAGCUAGCCAGAAGAUUCCAGCUGAAUAUAUGUGCUGAAGUGUCCAUUUGUUGGACAUGGUGGUUAAAUGUUACCAGUGUGGCAUAAGAGUUUAUAUUAUACCUGGUUAGAUAAAAACGUCACCUGUGUUUGAUGGUCCAUGGUUUAUUUCUUAACUGAUGGAGGGGUUUCAUUUGCGUGUAUGAGCUUUGAUGUCCUAUUUGGCUUACCUAAGAUGUUUGCUCUGUUAUUUCAGAUUUUUAUGCUCCCUGGUACUUUAUAUGCUGAUAGAGUACUGGAGACAUGACCUUGCUUCUUGAGUCUCCUGUGCCAAGAUAUUUUGAUGCUGGGAUGAUUUGUGCUUGAAGAGCCUGUGUUACUAGACAUAUCUCAUUGUCCUACUGUGCUGCUAUUGUGGGACAAUGAAACUCCUGAUUAACCAGGUAAAAAUGGCACUGGAAUGGUGCUUUUGUCUUUGGAUGGCCCUAGACUGGGGUUGGAGGCGCUUACCAUGCGGUAGAGUACGAGCUCUGCCCAGGCCCAGGGCUCAAUGAGGAGAGGUUGAGAACUGAUGAGAAAGUCGGUUCUUUCAAAAGAGAUAGAAAGUAGUGAAAGGAGGCUAGAGAGCUGGUUAUUCUUCCAGAGGACCCAAGUUUGAUUUCCAGCACCCAUGCUGGGUGGCUCAAAACCACCUGUAACUCCAGUUCCCACAGGAGUUCCAGUGGCCUCUUUUGCCCUCCACAAGCAUGUGAAUACAGAUAAACACAUAGAGGUAAAUGAAAUCUACACUUAUAUGCAAGCAAAACUCUCAUUUGUAAAGUAAUAAGUUUUUUAUUACUAUUUUAAAAAGAAAAAAGGAGACGAAGCUGAAACUCGUCCCAUGAAAAGAGGUGGUAGGUGUCUGUCAGUCCCCUGUCGUGGUGGUAACAGGGUGUAAAUGCAGGAAGCUUAGAGGCCUCUGCAUGUCUGUAAAAGAGGGAAUGUGCCCUAGAAUCUGAUGAGGAUUCCUUUUCCCUUCAAUGCCUUUAGGGGUUUCUGAAUGUUAGCUGGCUGUACCAAAGGUAAAACUUGCAAUGGAGCCUAGUUGAUACUUCUUGACUCCAUUAGAAUCUCUAAUGUAAAGACAAAAAGUGAGUUAUUGAGGCUGGAGAGAUGCCUCAUUUGCUCUUCCAGAGGACCCAGGGUUAAAGUCCCAGCACUCAUGUGGGGGCUCACAGCUGUCUAUAACUCCAGUCCUAAGGGAUCCACCAUACUCUUCUUGCCUCCAGUGGCACCAGGCAUGCAUGUGGUGCACACGCAUACACGCAAACAAAACAUGCAAACACUUAAAAAUCAAAUUUUUUAAAAUUCUAGUAUAUAGAAAAGUGAGUUACUGCUUCAUUCACAGCCAGCCGCAGGCAGCCUUGGAAAUAAGGUGUGGAACUGUCUCGAAGUCAGUCCCAGCAGAAGAGCAUCUGAACACUGGCCAGCCUCUGUACUCUGCCUCCCUAGUUCAGUUCUGAUGUGACCCUUUAAAAUGAGACCACAUAGUAUCUUAUGGAACACUGGUUUACCUUUCAUCACAGAUCCCUAACACACCUCCAUGAAGAAGUGUUGGGUUGUUAAGGUACUGUUUGUAUCACUUUGCUGUUUCUUUAAUUCACUUAUUUGCUUUCAAUUUUGGCAGAAGAUAAAAGAAUGAGGAAAAUGUCCAGACAGUAGAAUGCAAGUUAGAUGCUGGGGCAGGCGUCAUGAACACUUGUAAUCCUGUAGUAUCUAGAAGGUUAAGAGAGGAGGAUUGCUGUGAAUUUGAGGCCAGCCUGGACUACCUAGUGAAUUUCAAGCCAGCCUAGGUUACAACGUGAGACUCCAUCUCAGCCAACCAACCAACCAACCAACCAACCAACCAACCAACCAACCAGCCAACCAAGAAUAAAAAGGAAUGAAAGGCCCAGAUCAGUCCCUGUUGGGUUUAUUUUUGUCCCAGCACUUGGGAGGCUGAGGCAGGAGGAACAUGAACAGAGUAGACUAAGCUACAGAGUAGCAAGACCAUCAUCUAAAAAAAAAAUACUAAGAACACACUUUUGGCAGAAGAUAAAAAGAUGAGGAAAAUGUCCAGACAGUAGGAUGCAAGCUUACUCCCUUCAAAUGUCCCGCAGACACCGGGCAGUGCAUUCUCUCAAGAUGCUUAGGCUUAAGGCUUUCAUGGUCUCUAGAAUAUUAUGAACCAAACAGUGAUCAUUUGUUAUAGUUCUCAUACUUGAGUGCAUCUGGAGAUAGUUCAUACUUAUGGCAGUCAAUAUUUCUUAUGGAAAGGCUUUCCUUUUGUGGCAACAUUUUUAUAGCUUGUGUGAAUUCCUUUUUUUUUAAUGACAUAAAACAGUAUUUUUGCACAGUUGUAACCAUGUGUGAUGGUGUCACUAUAACCAAAGUACAUGCACCAGCCCUUGUGCAUUUAUUGUUCCCUCUAGUAUUGUGCACUUAAAAUGUCCAAAUACAAACCUUUGUGACUGUGGAGACUAGCAGCACAGCAUGCCCGUGACCUGCCUGCUGCAGUGUGAGCUGUGACCAGUAAGCAGGCCCUGUAAAGUUCUAAGUUGCUCUCAGGCAAGGGAGUACAUUAUAAAAACAAAUCGUGUUAACAAUAAAUCUACCUUAGCUGAAAGAACGUUUGUUUUAUGUGAACUUGUACAGUAAAUAAAGUGGAGUUAUCAGUAA
Molecule: messenger RNA, 4577 nt
Organism: Arvicanthis niloticus (Nile rat)
Lineage: Eukaryota; Metazoa; Chordata; Mammalia; Rodentia; Muridae
Gene: Napb
Product: NSF attachment protein beta
Biological process (GO): synaptic transmission, glutamatergic; regulation of synaptic vesicle priming; SNARE complex disassembly
Cellular component (GO): synaptobrevin 2-SNAP-25-syntaxin-1a complex; terminal bouton; vacuolar membrane
Molecular function (GO): soluble NSF attachment protein activity; syntaxin binding
Source: RefSeq, a predicted model, not a curated record